Molecule: messenger RNA, 399 nt
Organism: Miscanthus lutarioriparius
Lineage: Eukaryota; Viridiplantae; Streptophyta; Magnoliopsida; Poales; Poaceae
Source: the annotation of a GenBank genome assembly
AUGGCACAGACGGUGUUCACCCCCUCUUUAGAAGGGAUGGAGCAUGUCAAGGCUGAGAACAUAGUCAUUCUUACCAAGCCCUUCCUUGAUGUCUGCAAGAAAAUCUUGCCUGUCCUAGUGGUUUCAUGCGUUGCAGACUUGCAGCUCCCAGGGAUGCAUAAGAAAGGGAUCACCUGUCUUGCUGGAAGGGUGGUGUCUGAUACUAAUGCAAUUUUUGCUUCUACUUCUUCGCAUGGUAUUGUUGUUAUUUGGGAGAUGGCAAUUGAGCCCACCCCCAGUGAAGAUGCAAAUGUUCAUACCAUGGGCAAUGCUAUGGAUCAUGGAGGAGAGGGAUUGAUAUUGGACGUGUGCAAGCGGCUGAAACUGAAUGGAAGACCAAUUCCUACAAGCGAAGCUUGA